This is a messenger RNA of Leptomonas pyrrhocoris, 5190 nucleotides long. RefSeq lists its product as hypothetical. The transcript has a single exon. Gene Ontology annotation, molecular function: nucleic acid binding. NCBI's taxonomy places the organism in Eukaryota, Euglenozoa, Kinetoplastea, Trypanosomatida, Trypanosomatidae. Bases 1789 to 5190 code for a protein of 1133 amino acids. The record is from RefSeq and is a predicted model, not a curated record.
GCAAAACGUCGCAGAGAUCCGUCCAACGAGGUUUUCACCUCGGCCUCUUUUUUUUUUUGCCUCCUUCGACAAUUCUUCUCUCGCAACCAGCUUGGAGUACUUCGCCCGUGUGCGAUCUCCCCGCCUUCGAUUCGUUUUUGUUGUUGUUGUUUUCUUUUGUGAAGCACAAGCAUUCAUACGGAAGAUAAACAACCAGAAUUGUCCUCGCCUUCUCUUCUUCCACCUUCUCCCCCCGUCAUUGCCUCCUUGCUGCAGCUUCGUGUGUCGUUUCUUUACUUCUUUUCAACUAUUUUUGUUUUUUAUUAGUAUUUUGAGUUUCAAGCACGGAUAGAGCGCCGCCACGAACCAGCACAUAUACAACGUUCCAUAUACCCCGCACUCACGAGCACAACCGCACCUCUGUAAACACGCAUACACUUUUUCUUUCUCGCAUCUCCUGCCCUGAAUUGAUUAUUUAUUUUUCUGUAUGGUUGUUUUCUCGUAGCGCGGUGUUUGCCUCGUUUUACUUUUCAUUUGUCUCCGCGCUCAAACGGUGGUUGCUCUCCUUUCUCUACUCGCAUCACCGCUGUCGCCACGCCAUUGCAGCGCAAGACGCUCGUUGUCGUGUACAAGCCGUUGGCUUUUCAGCCAUUUUGUUGUUACCUUUGCUGUCCCGAUCUAUUCGCUCUUCUUCGUGUUUGUGUUUCGUUGUUUAUAUAUAUAUAUAUAUCUUCUUUUUAUUAAAAUUAUUUUAUGUUUAUUGAAUUCCAGCGCUUUCGUUCUUCUUAGACCACGCAAGCGUAGUGUUUUUCUUUCUCUCCUUCUCUCUUCUCGCCUUUUACUUUUGUACCUUUACGACUCUCCUUCACCGCUCUCUUUUUUCUUUCCUUUCUUCGUCAUUCACCAGCACCUACGCGUUCCAGCAGAGUAAACUAUUGAAUCACUCUUUCUUAUUCUUACAGUGAUUGUUGACCCUUUUACCUGUGUCGCGCGAAGGCAUACACCUAUCUGAGUUCUAGAUCCGCGCUCUGGUGAUCCGCACACAAGCAGCUUCAGUUUAACCGUAGCGGCCAUUGGACGGGCCUCCUACUUUUUUUUUUUAUUCUUCGCUGUUCUCUACUUCGGUGAUUUCUGUUGUUGUUGACUCCUUUCCGCGACGCACUACCAACCUCGAUCCAAAAAGGAAUAUAUGGGUUUUUGUUUUCAUUUUAACCGCACACUUUCUUCUCUAGUAAUUCUUUAGUAUUAUUAUUGUUUUAAUACUGCCUAGAUACCCCGCACAAACGCACACCAAACACAGCCUUUCUCUGUCUCCCCUGGACAUCGCUUGCGGCUGCACCAAGACCCCUACACAAAAAAACACACACACACGCACACACCAGACGUACUUUGAAGGCUUGUUUGCUCUUUUGCUUUUUCUCGCUCGUAGUCUUUUUUUUCGAGUUCUGCUUUCCCUCUUUCUUUUGUAGGCAAGGGAGAGUACGAUAAAAGGUGGCUGUGAGUUUCUACGCGUGUAUCAGCACAGCGCCUUUAACCACGGCACUGCGCGCACGCAUAUAAACGUAUACAAGCUCCAUCGCACACGCACGUACGCAUAUAUAUAUACGCACCCGCACACGUUUUUCUUUUCUCAUUUUUCUUUCUUUUCCGUGCACAAGGACUGCAUCGCUUCCUCCACCAACCACGCGCAACUGGAGAGGUAUUUCGUUGGUUCGUUCCGGCUUUCUUUGAUAAAGGGAAACGGCGAACCUUUUUUUCUCCAAAAAAAAAAGAAUUGCUACCGCUACUACGACCUGCAGCUCCUCCGUCAUGUUUGCCGCCUCCAGCUCCUCUCACAGCACGCCGCGCAGCGGGCGGUCGAACUACAGUCCAUUGCCCUCCUUUGUGGUCACCUCAAGCAACGACACGCCCUUCACCAACGCCACAGCUUCGGCGAAGACGGCACCCACGGCGGCCCUCAACCCGGAGGCGCGUGAAUUCUGCAUCACCCCGUCGUUCGGAGGCUCCCUCUUCGCCAUGCCGGCCGCCGCCGCCACGCUUACUCCCUCGCGGUGGGGACCCACCACAACGCGCGACUUCCCCGGCCGGCCCCCCGGAAGCCCCCACAGCCCCUCCCCCUCGCCGUCGGCCCCGGCGGCUGCGUUGGCCGAGACGCUGGACAGCGCUCGACUUGUCGAGUUCACUGAGGCGUACAUGCACGAGCUGUACGACCGCAAGUGCCAGGAGGAGGGUCUGCACAUGGUCUCCGUCUUCCACCUGCACCCCCGCACGACCAACAAGCAGCUCAGCAGCAUGUUCUUUCCGACAGGGGCGCGUGAAGCGGAGGUGCUCGAGGCGCGCCAAAUGCCGGAGCCGCUGGCGAACGCCUUCAACCUCGUCCGCCAGCGCGCCGGCGCAGUCUUCUUCACUCGCAAGGACUUUGCAAUGGUCGGGGUGGAGAAGGUGAACGACUUCGUGCCGCACGGGCAGCACCAGCCGCUGGUCGUGCGCUACUGCGGUUCGGGCACGCCGGCCGCCCUGCCCACCGUGCCGCCGCUGCCGGUGUCGACGGCUAAAAAAGCCGCGAGCCCGUCGAGUGUGUUGCGGCCGACGCCGCCGUCGAACUUCCGCGACCCAGCCGCCGCCACCUCCGCGCCGCCGCCGGACCGCCUCGGCAGCCCCGCCGCCGCCGCCGCGAGCACCUACGACGCCAUCGACCAGCACUUCCUGCUUAAGUACGCCGGCGACAACGUCUACCUCGUCGGGGUGCACAACCUCGCCUACGGCACGAGCGCCAAGUCGUUCUACAAGAUGUUCUACCCGAUGGGCGCGCAGGUCUCCGAGCUGCUGCCGCGGCCGGUCUCCGUCGACGGCAAGCUGCGCUGCAGCGGCGUCGCCAUUUUUGCCUCCAAAGGCAUGGCCAUGGAGGCGGCGGAGAAGAUCAACGACUUCGUGCCGCACGGGCAGCGCCGGCCGGUCGUCGCACGCUUCCUCGACCGCACGCCGACGCCGCCGCUGGACGUGGCCACCAUUUCGGCAGCGGCGACGGGGACGGCGGGUGACAGGCGGGAGCCCCCGCCGCAGCAGCACGGCGCACUGCUCGCCUCUGCUUCGACGCCGCGGGCGAGCGCGUCUGGCGUGGAGGGCGCCACCGCCAUCCCGCCCGUCAACUCCGCCGCGGCCCUCCUCUUUGCCAUUGAGCGGCAGCUCCGCGCCAAGGCCGUGAGCGACAGCCAGCUGGCCGCCGACAUGUGCGCGUUGGUGCUGUGCAACGACAGCGGCGAGGCGGAGGCGAAGAAGUUGGCCGAUACCCUCCGCGACGUCCUCCAAUCGAAGGGGGACCACGCUCCCAUCCUCUCCAGCCCCCUCUCCGGCGCCUUCCGCACCAUGCACAGCACUCUCGGCAUUCGCACCCGCACGGCGCCGCCCAGCCCAGCUGACACCUCCGCUGGUGUGAAGAAGGCCGUGAUGUUUCUCCAGCUGAUCGGCCGCACCUUCAUGAUGUUGGUGGCCGACACGGCGGCGGCGCGGCAGACACGCAUUGUUGCGGCCGUGCAGUGCGCGUACCUGUACCAGUACACCUACCUCCCCAAGACGCCGCUGUCCUUCGCCACGGUCCUCUUCCAGAACUGCAGCGCGGAGCUGCAGGCGGCGAGAGAUUAUCUGUGCCGCGAGGCGGACGUGCCGUCCAGCGUCGCGGAGGAGCGCCGGCACCGGCCGUGGAUUACGCUGAUGGACGCGCUGCACGAGAUGGUGCGGGUGUGGAAGUCACUCGACGCGCGUCUGUACGCUCAGGAUAGCGCCCGUGCGGACUAUGAGCGCUUCGUGCGCGACUUCCGCUGCACCAACCCGCACGCGACGCAGAGCCCAGUGAAGGCGUCGGCGGGUCAGGCGGAGGCGGGCGCCGAGGCGUGCACGCCGCGCAACGGUGCACUGGAGCUCAGCGCGGAGGGCGCCGACACCGGCACGGGUUCCGGCUCCGGCUCCGGCUCGGGCAACGGCGCGAAGAAGUCGCAGUUGGUGACGCCGAGCGCGCGACCGACGCCGCGGCGGGUGGUGUCGAAGUCGUACAGCACCACGGCGAGCGACUGGAAAGGAAAGCAGAGCACCCCGGUGGGGCACGGCGGCGGUGCGGUCGCGCCGCAGGUCAUGCUCUCCAGUCCAGCCAGCGACUACACACAGGGCGCCUCCGAUUUCUCGGUGGAGAGUAGUACGGUGGGCCCCUUCAGCAGCGCCCUGCGCCCCGUUGUCCUCUCGCCGCAGCACCCCAGCAUGCGCUUCGCCUGGGGCUCGCGGGUCUGCGGCACCACCACGCAGCCGUCCUCCGCGUCGCCAGCGCCGACCGUCUCCGUCGUGGCGGUGUCGGCGACGGCGGCCUCCGCGACGUCCGCCGCGGUGGCGGUUGAGCGCUCCGACGCGGCCAUGACGGAGUGCACGGUGUACAUCACGAAGAUGCCCUCCUGCUUCACCUCGCAGCAGGUACGGCGCCUGCUGCUGCACUUCGGUGACUUUCGAAAGGUGCGGCUGUGCCACGACGACAAGGAGACGACGCGCGGCCGCACAGCCGAGGCGGUCGCGGCGCAUCAGCUCAAAUUUCACGAGCUGUGCUUCGGCUUCGUGGAGUUCGUGGAGGCGGGCAGCGCGCGGGCGAUGGUGGAGUUCUUCCGCAACGAGGUGCACACCCCGACCGCCUUCGACUUUCUGCGCAGCCCCGGCGAGGUCGCCUUCGACGAGGCCGAGCUGAACAUGCUGCGAAGCACCCGCACCAGCCAGGCUCGCAACCCGAUCCACGACCAGCAGCCCACCGACGCCACCCGCACCGCGCCGUGUUUCUUCGGCCUCAUCCGGCCGCAGCACACCAUCGAAACCUACGCCGAGGCGGUGACCGCCGACGACGUGGCAGCCGCGGUGAAGGCGUUGGAGGCGGCCCAGCAGCCACCAGCACAGCAGGCGCCAGCCGCAGCACCCCUCGGGUGGCCCAAUAUGUUCACCACGGCCGCGGCCGCGACACCGUCGCCCACCACCGCGUCAGCGCCGACCGUCGCCGCAUCGCUGCAGCCAAUGGAGAACGUGCAUUUUCCGGAUGAUUUCCCGUAUCACCGCGUCUUUGCUGAACCCUCUGACAAUGACAGCGACAAGCCUCCGGUGGUGGUGGAGGACGACGACGACAACGGUGAAGGGAUGACGGACCAUGCUGUGCUGUCCCUCCUGGAGUCCUUCGCACCCGACUAA